AUGCAUACCCAUCUAUUCCCAGCUCCAGCCACUUUCUUCUUCAUCAUAUCAGCAAUAACCUUAGUCCAAUUUCCAGUACCAUCUGUGCACGUUGUUGAUGAUGAUCAGCGAUACCUCAACUGCAGUGAAACCUUUGCAUGUGCGGGUAUUUCGGACAUCGGUUAUCCUUUCUGGGGAUCAAAUCGGCCUGAAUAUUGUGGGUACCCGGGUUUCGAGUUGAACUGCAGCGGCAAUCUCCUGCAGCUUUAUGUCGCGGACAUGUAUUACCGAGUUCUUGAAAUCAAUAGCGCGGCACGGAGUCUCAAGGUUGCUAGAGUGGAUUACUGGAACACGACUUGUCCUUCUACUUAUGAUAAUACAACCAUAGAUCGCAGUACCCUCUUUUCUCAUACUUCAGCUACUGCCAACCUGAAGCUCUACUACCAUUGCCCUACUACUUCACCUCUUCUUCCAACUCAAACGGCGGAAGGUUUUUCGUUUAAUUGCGCCGAAGACGCUAAUGGCUUUACCAAUUGCUAUUCGAGCAACUCCUUGUUUGCAAGCACGUUAUUGGGGUUGUGCGAGAAUAACGUUAGUGUUCCAGUAACUGAAGCAGGCACUAUAACUACUGAAGAUGCACUGAAGGAAGCUAUUGAUGGUGGGUUCACGGUGGGGUGGAAUGCAAAUAACAACAUGUGCAAUAGAUGUGAUGGGUCCGGUGGGCGGUGA
Messenger RNA from Juglans regia (Persian walnut), 708 nucleotides. RefSeq names its product LEAF RUST 10 DISEASE-RESISTANCE LOCUS RECEPTOR-LIKE PROTEIN KINASE-like 2.1. Lineage: Eukaryota; Viridiplantae; Streptophyta; Magnoliopsida; Fagales; Juglandaceae. The transcript has a single exon. Gene Ontology annotation, molecular function: polysaccharide binding. The record is from RefSeq and is a predicted model, not a curated record. The coding region runs from base 1 to 708 and encodes 235 amino acids.